Molecule: messenger RNA, 1049 nt
Organism: Photinus pyralis (common eastern firefly)
Lineage: Eukaryota; Metazoa; Arthropoda; Insecta; Coleoptera; Lampyridae
Exons: 5
Coding region: 226-963 (245 amino acids)
Source: RefSeq, a predicted model, not a curated record
UUCUGUAAUCAGAAAAAUAAAUAUCAAAUAAUGGAAAAGGUCAGGCAAAUCAUUGUUUCACAAUACACUCCAUCCAAAAAGUUCAACUUCGUCAUAUUUGUUUAAAUAGACUACUUAUUAAAAUGUCAAUCGAAUAACCGAUAAGGAAUUAUUAAUUAAUUCGACUUCGUCGAAAACUAUCACUUGGUAGUUUAUCGUGGAAGCUGUGUGGAUCUGCAUUGCAUCAUGAUUUUGAUUUUCGCAUUUUUUUUAGUCUUAGCGAAGGCACAAGACUUUCAAGGGUCGUUGGCUUUCCAUCUUCUACAAUUGGGUAUGGCUGUUGAGGCUAAAUGCUUAAAGCAUGUGGAACCAAGUGAAUUCGCCAACAUUAUGAAUUCUUUUGAGAAUAUUUCGAAGUGUUACCCUCAGGAUAAUGAUGUGACUCCAGAUACAUUUUGUAAAGAUUAUGAGAAGGUACAUGAGCCAUGCCUAAAAGAAGUAAUGUAUAAAAUGAAAAAAUGUUUGGACUCUGACGAACAAUAUUUUCCUGACUUCGCUUUGGAAGGUCAGAAAAGGACAAUCGAAAGGAUGUGUGCUGAAGGUGACAUUAUUGAACGCGUGAACGCCUUGACAAAUAUUACGUGUCAGACAGGAAAUAUUGGCAAAAUUCUAGGGAAAGAGCUUAAUUUGAGGUGUGUUCCUCAUUUAAAAAUCAUAAAUAAUUUGGAGAAAAAUAUGAUUUCACUCAAUCGAGAAGAUGUUUGCAGUGAUCUACAACUGUUUCGGGAUUGUAUAGUUGGAGCACUGGAUAAAAGAUGUUCCUUACCAAAAGAUUCGAGAAAUGUUAUUCUAAAUAUAUUUAGAGAUCAAUUAAAGAGUUGUUUCGUAACUAACGGAUCAACAAGUACUGCUUAUGGUGCUAUUAAUAAUUUCGUAUACAUUAUACUUGGCAUUGCUACAUGGAUAGUAUAUAAACGGUAUUAAAUUUGUGAACGGAAUUUAGUCCUUAAAAACCUUACCCAAGCUACGCAAGGGUGAGAUGGACUAAAUUUGGUACUCGCUGCUACAUA